AUGUAACCGGGGCGUCAGGGCGAAUUUUCUAGGAUGGAAACGGAAAGGUCCCUUCCCCGUGUGCGUGAAGCUUUUCGCCUUUUCCCCACUCUUCCCUUUCUCUCUCAUCUCUUCCGUUCCCGUCCCAGCUCCAUCUCCUUGCUCGCACAUCCCCACCCCACCGUACGAGAUCUCCCACCGUAACACCUCGGAGCUGAAAUGAGCGGCGGCGGCGGCGGAGGCGGAUUGGGCGCCGGCUUCUCGUACCAGAAGUUCGUCCACGUCGCGCUGGAGCAGACCCGCCUCCGCACCGCCCUCGCCCCCCACCCAUCCCAGGAAAAGUUCAAGUUCAUAAAAACCAAUGAGGAUAACACUGUUUUGAAUGCUCUCUCAUUCAGCGCCCCCAAGAUUAGACUGCUUCGGAGCCUGGCAAUUGAGCAGAAAAACUCGGUUCAGGUUCUUGACUUUGCUGCCUUCUCAGAACCUGAAUAUGACCUUCCUAUAUUUUGUGCCAAUGCUUUUACAUCUCCUGCACGUAGUAUUAUUGUCUUGGAUCUGAAUCCUUUGUACGACACCACUGAACACGAGGAUUACAGGGAAAAAUACUACAGGAAUUUGAUGCCUCAUAUACACAAGUACAGUGAGCUUCUGCCCUGGGGUGGCAAAAUUACAGGCGAGUCUCUGAGAUUCUUCUCUCCUAUUGUUAUCUGGACAAUACUUGAGCCAACUGAGGCCAACCACCAAGUUCUAUACUCAGCCUUCAUGGAUUACUACAAGGUGUGGCUCGAAUUAAUGGAUGAAGCAGUUCAAGAAAUAAGCGUGGAAAAAAUUGAUAGAAAUAGAGAAGCACAACAUAAAUAUCUCACAUGGAGAGCUGAGAAGGAUCCUGGUUAUCCACUGUUAAAAAAGUUGAUUGGUGAAUGUGCUGCCAAGGAUUUGGUGAGAGAGUUUCUGUUUGAAGGAGUCGAUUCGCUUGGGACAAAGCCAUUCCUGCAGUAUUUCCCCGAAUAUGCACAGAAAGAUGGGACGGUAAACAAGAAGCGGAGUAUGAUUGGGAAGUCAUUUGAAUCUCGGCCUUGGGAUGCUCAUGGACGGUUCAUCGGCGAUGCUACAACAUCGGAACCUGCAAUUCCACUCGUAUGACUUGUAGUUGUAGUUUGGCAGCUACAGCUUUCGUUGGGAAGAGAGACAGGGAUGGAACGCGUGGAGGCUAAGGAAACUAGUGCUCACGGCUCUCGUGUCGGCCUAACCGCCUAACCGCAGCAAUGGACGCACAGCGCCACCGACUCUUGCCAUGGACGCCGUCUGCAUGAACUGCAGUGCACCAAGGGGCCCUACCGGCGGGGUAGUGGUGAGCAGGCCUUUGAUGGAGGCGCUCGGCGUCUGGAACGUUGAUCGGGCGAGCGGCACAGCAGAGAAGAAGAGGCCACGCGGAAGCAGAAUGGAUUGGUUCGUACAGGAGCGGUUGUACAUUCGUGGGCCGUGGCCCUUGUUCGCGGCCCAACGGGAGAAUCCCACGCAACCGUUAAUAAGGGUGCGUGGAACUGAUUCUCCACUGAAUUCAGCGUGAGACAUGUCAAACAGUUUUUCAAAGAUAAAUAAUUUUUUUAGAGAGA
This is a messenger RNA of Panicum hallii, 1595 nucleotides long. RefSeq names its product phytochromobilin:ferredoxin oxidoreductase, chloroplastic. The record is from RefSeq and is a predicted model, not a curated record. The coding region runs from base 199 to 1122 and encodes 307 amino acids. Gene Ontology annotation, molecular function: cobalt ion binding; phytochromobilin:ferredoxin oxidoreductase activity. Gene Ontology annotation, biological process: phytochromobilin biosynthetic process. The transcript has 9 exons. NCBI's taxonomy places the organism in Eukaryota, Viridiplantae, Streptophyta, Magnoliopsida, Poales, Poaceae.